AUGGCCUCGGAUCGCGGGGUCCCAGAAGCCGGCGUUUUUGGAGAUUUACCCCCGAGUUACACGCGCUCGCAGCCGCCUCACGCCAAUCCGGACCUGCUCCGGAGACCCAGCUACUGUCACGCUGCUUUCGCACUUAAACAAAUCUCAAAGGGGAAGGCGGUAGGUCAGAAAGCUCCUCUGUGGAUCCGGGCGAAGUUCCAGGCCCUCCUGUUCUCUUUGGGCUGCCACAUCCAGAGGCACUGUGGGAAAGUUCUCUUUAUUGGACUUUUAGUAUUCGGGGCUCUGUCCGUGGGGCUCCGGGUGGCGGCCAUCGAAACAGAUAUCGAGCAGCUAUGGGUGGAAGCUGGGAGUCGGGUGAGCCAGGAGCUUAGCUACACCAGGGAGAAGCAGGGGGAGGAGUCUGUGUUCACCUCGCAGAUGCUCAUCCAGACACCCAAAGAAGAGGGCGCCAAUAUUCUUACCCAGGAGGCUUUGCUGGUUCAGCUAGAGGCGGCGCUGUCUGCCAGUAAAGUUCAGGUGUCACUGUUUGGAAAAUCAUGGGAUCUCAACAAAAUAUGCUACAAAUCAGGAGUCCCUAUCAUAGAAAAUAUCAUGAUUGAACGGAUGAUUGACAAGCUGUUUCCUUGCAUGAUAAUCACGCCCUUGGACUGUUUUUGGGAGGGGGCGAAACUGCAAGGAGGCUCCGCCUACUUACCCGGGAUGCCAGAUAUCCAGUGGAUUAAUCUCGAUCCAAUCAAGCUGAUGGAGGAACUGAGUCAGUUUACUUCACUGGAAGGAUUUAAGGAGAUGUUGGACAAAGCACAGGUGGGCCACGCCUACAUGAACAGACCUUGUUUAGAUCCCUCAGACCCUGACUGCCCUCUCAGCGCACCCAACAAGGAGCAAGGACAGAGUCCUGACAUAGCUGGGCGUCUCCAGGGUGGUUGCCAUGGUUUCAGCCGGAAGUUCAUGCACUGGCAGGAGGAGCUGAUCCUAGGAGGGCGCCACAAGAACGCCCAGGAUACUCUGCUCAGCGCCGAGGCUCUUCAAACCAUGUUUCUGUUGAUGAGUCCCAAGCAGCUGUACGAGCACUUUAAAGACGACUACGAGAUACACGACAUUAACUGGAACGAAGACAAAGCUACGGCCAUCCUGGAGUCCUGGCAGAGGAAGUUUGUGGAGGUGGUCCACCAGAGUAUCCCUGCUAACUCCAGCCAGUCCAUCCAUGCUUUCUCCACCACCACCCUCAAUGACAUCAUGAAAUCCUUCUCGGAUGUCAGCGUCAUCAGGGUAGCCGGAGGGUACCUGCUCAUGCUGGCCUAUGCUUGUGUGACCAUGCUAAGGUGGGACUGUGCUAAAUCUCAAGGGGCCGUAGGACUGGCCGGGGUGCUGCUGGUUGCUCUGUCGGUUGCUGCAGGACUGGGUUUGUGCUCACUACUUGGCCUCUCCUUCAAUGCUGCUACUACACAGGUGCUUCCCUUCCUUGCUCUAGGGAUUGGUGUAGAUGACAUGUUUCUGUUGGCACACUCCUUCACAGAGGCUGAAAGUAACAUCCCCUUUAAGGAGCGGACAGGAGACUGUUUGCGCCGCACGGGCACAAGCGUGGCACUGACAUCCGUCAACAACAUGAUCGCCUUCUUUAUGGCCGCCCUGGUGCCCAUCCCUGCCCUCCGAGCUUUCUCUUUGCAGGCUGCCAUCGUGGUUGUGUUCAAUUUCGCCAUGGUACUGCUAAUCUUCCCUGCCAUCCUGAGUCUGGACCUCCACCGUCGCGAAGACAAGCGCCUGGACGUGCUCUGCUGCCUGUACAGUCCCUGCUCUGACCGCGUCAUCCACCUCUCACCGCAUGAGCUGUCGGAUCCUGCCGAGCAGCCGCACACCCCAACUGUGACGACGGCGCAGGCGCACCAGUACGCUGCGGGGUCGACGAUCACCACCAGCACCCAAAUCACCACCACGGUGCAGGCGUUCACACAGUGUGAUGCAGCUGGGCAGCAUAUUGUUACCAUCUUGCCGCCCACGUCUCAGAUUUCCACCAGUCCUCCCUCCAUCAUCAUUUGCUCCACAUCAGAGCCUCAAGCUAUCACACCUUCGCCUCCUACCUCCUCUUCUCCGGACCCUUAUGGAUCACAGCUCUUCACCCCGACCUCCAGUUCCACUCGUAAUCUCCUCGCUCAGGUGGAGGACUCCAAGGUGGGAAAGAAGUGCGUUCCGCUCCCUUUUCUGCACUGGAACCUUUCUAACUUUGCCAGAGAGAAGUAUGCCCCUCUGCUCCUCAAGCCCAAGAGCAAAGCCAUCGUGGUGGUUAUUUUCCUCAGUCUGCUGGGCCUCAGCCUUUAUGGAACCACCAUGGUUCACGAUGGCCUCUACCUGACUGACAUUGUGCCACGUGACACCAAAGAAUACAAUUUUAUCGAUGCCCAGUUCAAGUAUUUCUCCUUCUACAAUAUGUACCUGGUGACGAUGGAUGGGUUUGACUAUGCUCGGUCACAGAGGCUGCUGAUCCAACUCCACAACGCCUUCAACACUAUUAGAUACGUGGUCAGAGAUAGUGACCAGAAACUGCCGCGCAUGUGGUUGCAUUACUUCCAGGACUGGCUCAGAGGUCUUCAGGCUGCUUUUGAUGCUGACUGGCAGGCAGGCAGGAUUACCUCUGAUAGCUAUCGUAACGGCACAGAGGAUGGAGCUCUGGCUUAUAAACUCCUUAUCCAGACCGGCUCCAAGAAAGAGCCUUUUAACUACAGCCAGCUUACUUCACGCCGGUUGGUCGAUGCAGAUGACCUGAUCCCCCCGGAGGUCUUUUAUAUUUUCCUGACGGUUUGGGUCAGUAACGAUCCUUUAGGCUAUGCUGCCUCCCAGGCCAACUUUUACCCCCAUCCCAGAGAGUGGAUUCACGACAAAUACGACACCACGGGGGAGAAUCUGCGCAUCCCGGCUGCGGAGCCCCUAGAGUUUGCUCAGUUUCCCUUCUACCUGAAUGGCCUUCGACAGGCCAGUGACUUUGUGGAGGCCAUUGAGAGCGUGCGGACCAUCUGUGAGGAAUUCAGCCGCAAGGGUGUGUUCAACUAUCCUAAUGGCUACCCCUUCCUCUUCUGGGAGCAGUACAUUGGACUGAGACACUGGUUCCUGUUGUCCAUCAGCGUGGUGCUGGCUUGUACCUUCCUUGUCUGUGCCCUUCUACUUCUGAAUCCCUGGACAGCCGGCAUCAUUGUGUUCAUCUUGGCGAUGAUGACCGUGGAAUUGUUUGGUAUCAUGGGUCUGAUUGGCAUCAAGCUGAGUGCAAUCCCUGUGGUCAUUCUCAUCGCAUCUGUGGGCAUCGGAGUAGAGUUCACCGUUCACAUUGCACUGGGAUUUCUGACAGCAAUUGGCAGCAGGAAUAAGCGUUCAGCUGUGGCUCUGGAACAUAUGUUCGCCCCAGUGGUUGAUGGUGCAAUCUCCACACUGCUCGGUGUACUGAUGCUCGCAGGGUCGGAGUUUGACUUCAUCAUGAGGUAUUUCUUUGCCGUGCUGGCCAUCCUGACUGUACUGGGGAUGUUGAAUGGUUUGGUUCUGCUCCCAGUCCUUCUGUCCCUCAUGGGCCCUCCUGCUGAAGUUACCCCUGCUGAUAACACCAACUCUUUGCCCGCACCAUCGCCGGAACCGCCGCUGCCACCACCCAUGACCCAUCAUGGGUACUACACAAGUCACUGUAACGUCCCAUCGGCUCACCAGCAAGCAUUUUCUGAGUCAUCGGACUCUGAAUAUUACUCUGAGAUAACGACCACCUCAGGAAUCGGAGAAGAGGAUUAUAAAUACUGUGAGCAGAGCGCAUACAUUCCGUCGCACCCCGGCAUUCCUCCAUCUCACAUACUCCUGGAAGCAAGCAAAAACCCCAGCUUCCCCAAACUCAAGGUGGUGAAGCCAUUCAGAGAAAAUGCAACAGGAACUGGUGGACGAAGAGAAACUUUGAGUGAAUCUUCUCACAGCGCAGAAUCCUCGGUAAGCUCCCAGGUUACAUGCUGGGACAGGACCAAGCAGGAACAACAGCAGGGCCUCCCGAGGCUCCAAGCACAGCACGGACAGAAACUGCCCAGCGACGGAACUCACUUUCCUGGGAGGACUUGUCAAAGCGGGCCCAAGCUUCAGGCUGGCAGAGGGCCUCAUCCAAACAGGACUAGAGGAUCAAACGAUUGCAAUAGCAAUUUCACCCUACAGACACAACACGGGUCCUCUGCAGGACCCGUUACCAUGGUCACAGCCACUGCUUCAGUAACUGUGGCCGUUCAUCCAAGUUUGCCCGGGUCAACGUACCAAGGCUACACGCAUGAAGGGUUUGACACGGAUGGUGAGUCAGACUGUUUUGAGGCUGCUAAGAGGACGUUUGACUACAAAACAAGUUUUUCUUCAUGUAAGAGAGACUCUCUAGAGCUCCAAGACUUAGAAGUGACACAAGGCCAGACCGAGCAUCAACUCAGCAAGAUGCAAGGUGGACUGAGGAUGCAGGCAGCUAAAGAUUGCUAGACGCUCUUGCGCCCCCUGCCUUCUCUUUCUUGAAUCUCUGGCUGCUUUCUGAAGCACCUCGAGUACUCGUCGUGUCUCACGGCGGGAUGUCGCAUUUUGUACUUUCCACUGUGCAUAGAUGUCACAGAGUAGGAGAGGACUUAUUCAAGGACAUUAUGAAAAGUGACUCCAUUUAAGAAUUAUAUAAAGCUAUGAAUAUAUAUUUUAAUACUAAAAAAAGAGGGAAGCUAUUUAAGAGUACUGUAUAACUUGGGUAUACUCUUGUGUAAAAGUUGUAAAAGAUUAUUUGUUUCCUGUGGGGUGGUUGAUGUUGUCCCCCCACCCCCCAGUGUAUAGAAUGCGAAAUGUUAUAUGUAAAAUAUUGCCCACAAAAGUGAGAUGUUAUUAAGAUAAUAGGCUAUUGAAAAUACAUGGUCAGUGUUUUUUGUUUUGUUUUUUGCUGCUACACUUCAAAAUAAUUUGAUUUGCCUUAAAAAUAAUGCAGUAUCCCCUCUUCCCCCUCACUCGAGCCAAUAUUUGUUCGCAGUAUUACACUGAGAGAGGG
Molecule: messenger RNA, 5020 nt
Organism: Thalassophryne amazonica
Lineage: Eukaryota; Metazoa; Chordata; Actinopteri; Batrachoidiformes; Batrachoididae
Gene: ptch2
Product: patched 2
Exons: 23
Coding region: 1-4476 (1491 amino acids)
Biological process (GO): smoothened signaling pathway
Cellular component (GO): plasma membrane
Molecular function (GO): hedgehog receptor activity; smoothened binding; hedgehog family protein binding
Source: RefSeq, a predicted model, not a curated record